ACCACCACACUUCUCUUACGCGUUUCUAUCUCAUUAAUUCUUCAAACAAAACAAAUAAGGGGAAAGAAAAAAAGUGUUGUGUUUAUUACUCAUUUAAUUUUAAUUAAUUAGUAUUUCCAUUAACAGAGUCAAAAUAAAAAAGCAACCAUUGUUUUCGUUUCGAAAUUGAGUAGUAAGAGAGAGAGUGCAAUGCAUUGAGUGUGUGGCGGUUAUGGCGGCGGCGACGGCGAAGAGAGAUGAAUCAUCGGAAUUAAAGGAGCGGUUAUGGAAACUCGUUAAAACUAUAGUUGAAUCCGAUGACUAUAGUUUACAAAUCGCCGAUGAUGCAAUCGCUACUCUUUCUUCUCUCAAGGAUUUCAAAUUCAACAAUAAUGGAACAAAAAACUCUUUCUCUUCUAAAUUGGACCAAUUUACCCUUCCUCCUGAAUUUCGUUGCCCUAUUUCCACUCAAUUGAUGAUCGAUCCUGUUAUCUUGUCCACCGGCCAGACUUAUGAUCGGCCGUUUAUCCAGAGGUGGUUGAAUGAAGGCAAUAGGACAUGCCCUCAAACCCAGCAAGUUCUAUCUCACACAAUUCUUACUCCUAAUUACUUGGUCCGAGACAUGAUUGCGCAGUGGUGUAAGGAGCAUGGACUUGAGCUACCAAAGCCUAAUACCCGGGACACUGAUGAAGUUGUGACUGAUGCAGACAAAGACCGUUUAAAUACAUUGCUUCAUAAGUUAUCAUUGUCUGUUUCUGAUCAGAAAGCAGCUGCGAAAGAGCUUCGCUUGUUAACGAAGCGGACACCUUCGUUUCGAACCCUUUUUAAGGAGUCUGGUGAUGUGAUCACGCAGGUGCUUCGUCCAUUAUCGCCGGGCAGUGCUUGUACUCAUCCUGAUCUUCAAGAGGAUUUGAUCACAACUGUUCUGAAUCUCUCAAUUCAUGACGAUAAUAAGAAACUGUUUGCAGAAGAUCCAAACCUCAUUAACCUGCUGAUUGAUGCCUUGAAAUGGGGAACCAUUCAAACAAAAAGCAAUGCUGCAGCAGCUAUUUUUACAUUAUCAGCUCUUGAUUCCAACAAACACAUCAUUGGGAAAUCUGGAGCUAUCAAACAUUUGAUUGGCGUUCUAGAUGAGGGACAUCAAAUUGCCAUGAAAGAUGCGGCAUCGGCCAUAUUUAACCUAUGUCUUGUCCACGAGAAUAAAGGGAGGACAGUACGAGAAGGGGCAGUUAAGGUCAUUUUGAAUAAGAUCACGAACCACAUUCUAGUUGAUGAGCUGUUGGCUAUACUGGCACUCCUCUCCAGUCAUCCCACAGCUGUUGAAGAAAUGGGCCAUCGUGGCGCCGUUACUUUCUUACUGAGUACUAUAAGGGAAAGCACAUCAGAAAGGUGCAAGGAAAAUUGUGUUGCAAUCCUAUAUACAAUCUGUUAUAGUGAUAGAACAACGUGGAAGGAAAUCAAAGAAGAAGAAAAAACCAAUGGUUCACUGUCAAAGCUUGCACAAUGCGGAACUUCAAGGGCGAAAAGGAAGGCUAGCAGUAUUCUAGAGAGGGUUAACAGAUCUCCAUCGUUAACUCACACUGCUUAGUGCUUAGUCAAAUUAAACCUCCAAAAUCAGAAAAAUCACCACUGUAAAUGUUUUUCUUGCUCUCUUCUGUACAAAUGGGAAAGAAAAGUUCACAUAUUUUAUGUACAUUUACUGCAUACUGUUCUUUAUCACAUGCAAUAAGGCAAAAAUGAAUAUGGGUUAUUAAAGCAAAGUUUUCUACUUUUAAAUUCA
Trifolium pratense (red clover) is the source of this 1759-nucleotide messenger RNA. Its product is annotated as U-box domain-containing protein 9-like. Gene Ontology annotation, biological process: protein ubiquitination. Lineage: Eukaryota; Viridiplantae; Streptophyta; Magnoliopsida; Fabales; Fabaceae. The transcript is spliced from 2 exons. The record is from RefSeq and is a predicted model, not a curated record. Gene Ontology annotation, cellular component: nucleus; cytoplasm. Bases 212 to 1567 code for a protein of 451 amino acids. Gene Ontology annotation, molecular function: ubiquitin-protein transferase activity.